CAACUCAGCGUAUGAUACGGAUACUAUCACAGAUCAGUAAGAUGCUUCAGACUCCGAAUUUUUCCCAAAUCCUCACUGCAGAGUUUUCGCAGAAAUAAAAUCCCCCCGAAUUUCACCUUCCUGCCAUUGGACAUCAAUCGAGAUUUCCAUUCCCCCGACACUUUUGUCCGACACUUUUGUUCGACCGGCUUCCCGGUCCAAUUCGCUACAAUCCCCUACUCCUCACUCAUCGUCCGCGUAGGGUUCAUCGCUAGUAAAUUUAUCGCAGUAUCCGCUGGCGCCUUUGCAAUCCGGUUCGCGCCACGAAAUGCCCCAAAAAAUACCCCGGACUGGGUUGGCCACAAAACUAACCGGGAAAAACAAGCCUUCUCGAGGCUAAAAUCUACCGAAUUAGCAACUGGAGUAAGCUCUUCCUCAACUCGAUCAAAGCUAAUCAAAAUUCGCCACAGAUCUCAUGCAAAGGAGUCCAAGUGCUCCUACUCUUGCCAAGCUCCUGGUGCAGUGCGAAAACAAUGAAGAUACGGUACUCGUACAGUACAACACUUGCGCACGCACACACCUGGCGAUCCUACUGCAGUCCCGAGGGUCCCGUUGCGCUCCCGUAGCUAAUGUUUGGGCCACUUUCAAUAGCAGAGGCUGAGGGCUCCACUGCUCUUGCUUGCCUAGGCCCUCUUCUAUGGCCGACCCCUCCAGAUGCUUCAUGGUGCCUACCGUACUCAUACAGCACGAGUACAGUCAACCAUGCUCCCCUACGCGGUGCCUCACUCGGCUAAUGAGGCUGGGGGGUGGUGCAUGUACUGUAACCCGAAAUAGCGCUUAGUCUAGCCCCUGCCUGAUAACUGGUAGUACAGGAGCAGGAUGUGGUCCGUUAGUAAUUGUGGAUAAGGGAGAUAGCAUAAGCCAUACAGCCCCAGAAUAAGCGACACGGAGAUGCCGCUUAGAGAUUUUUAUCUGGGCCAGCGCGGGCAGGGUGCACCAGUCUAUCGUGUUUUGUGCUUUUGCUAAGUGGGGUCGAGAAAAG
Molecule: messenger RNA, 1021 nt
Organism: Tuber aestivum (summer truffle)
Lineage: Eukaryota; Fungi; Ascomycota; Pezizomycetes; Pezizales; Tuberaceae
Source: the annotation of a GenBank genome assembly